This is a messenger RNA of Botrytis fragariae, 1794 nucleotides long. RefSeq lists its product as uncharacterized. The record is from RefSeq and is a predicted model, not a curated record. Bases 1 to 1794 code for a protein of 597 amino acids. Gene Ontology annotation, biological process: protein N-linked glycosylation. Lineage: Eukaryota; Fungi; Ascomycota; Leotiomycetes; Helotiales; Sclerotiniaceae. The transcript is spliced from 2 exons. Gene Ontology annotation, molecular function: alpha-(1->6)-fucosyltransferase activity.
AUGCUUCUCUCAUCACGAACUUCUCCUCGGCUCAGUUUGCGUAAAUCUGGAGGGUAUGAUCCAAACGACCGAGGACCGUCGUCAUCUACUUCUUCUAGAUUUAGCUUCAACCAUUUGAUCAAAUCGCCCCCGCCUUCACCAAGUCUUCCGGCUUUAGUUCCAAGGCACGGUAAGCCGGCGCCAUCACGGACUCCUCGAAAGUGGUUCAGAGGGUUCUUAUGGGUUUCUGGCAUAUUGGGGUUACUUUACUUUGGCUUUACCUCGACAUGGCUAGAAAGGCCCAUGACGGCAGUAGGGUGGGCAACAGAUUCUGGUAAUCAGUAUGAGAUGGUUGGAGAAUCAGAAUUGCCGGACUUUCCAACACCAGUUAUCGUAACAGAUAAACGCGGACGAUCGAAAUGGACGGUUUCCAUACCUCCCAAUCACGAAUUUCCUCUCACUCCCAUACAAUAUGCCGAUAUAUGCGCGCAAAAUAUGGAAGUCGCUGCCACUGUUGCAGAUCUUCAUAGCCACGUGCACCGAGAGCAUUUCGCACAUUAUGAUUACUACCACGUGGACCAAAACUUCAUGGACGUUGCGGAGGCGGAGGCACAUGGACUUUUGCCCGGAAUUAAGGCGAAGAACAAUGUAUUGAGGGAAAAAGAUGGUUCAUUGGUGGGCGAAAAUAAGGACGGCUUGAUUGAUUCAGAUAUCUGUGACAAGACUCUGACUUUUGUGCUCGAAACGUCGGAUGCGGGACUCGGAAAGGGCUUGAUGAUGCUGUGGACUGCGUUCGGUUUGGCUCAAAAGGAAGGAAGACAUUUCUUCGGCAUACGGCAAAUACACAACAUUCUUCAAGCCACCUCCGACUCCCAAAUGCAGACCCCCACCACGCCACGAAAUGCUCCCAUGCCCGCAUCAUGCUCGCCAUCUGGUAGUCUCGGCUGCGACCGCAACUCACAUCUUGGAGGAUCUUUCAACGAUUAUUUUGAAGACGCGAAAAAGAUGGAAGUCUACCGACAAAAGCCUAUCUUUGAAAUGGCUCGACUCGGGUACGAAGCCCUUUUCCACCUAUCCGACGAUGACAAUAAAUACGUGGACAGCAGAGCCGGAGAAUUCUCGGCGAAGUCCAAACUAGACCCAUCAAAUCAACAAGACGGGAUGGUCAUUGGUAUACAUGUUCGUCACGGGGACAGAAGGCCAUAUGAAUUCCAAUACAAAGACAGCUAUAUUCCAUUGACAGUGUAUAGCGACAAAGCACACAUGUUGAUAAACGAGAAGUUCAAUCACUCACUUCCGAAUGGGGAGCACGACACUUUGGCCAAAAUGGCUAGUGCAUUGGUCAUUGCCUCUGAUGACCCAGAUGUUUAUGAUUCUGAAGAAUUCAAAGACGUCUCUAGAGCGCAGGAGCAGAUUCGACUAGCAUCCAAAAAUGCCCUUGAUGCAGCCGCUCCUAAACCUAACACUCCAGGGCCAAGAAAAUUCGUAGAUGAUACCGUAGGAUGGGAAGGGGGAUUCUAUGCUGGCAUGUUCUGGAGUUUAGGCAAACCUUCGGGAACUCCGAAAACUGCUGUCGAAACCCCUGAUACAACAUUACCACCUACUACAGAAGCUUUACGAUUGAGAGAAUUGGUCGGAAGAGCUUAUUUGAUGGAUUUGGCGGUGUUGGGAAAAGCGAGUGACAAGAUUGUCUGUACAGUCAGUGCCACGGGCUGCAGGCUUCUUGCCGUGAUGAUGGGAUGGGAGAAGGCGAUUGAUCAAGGGGGAUUCGUCAAUGUGGAUGGAAACUUCAACUGGAGAGGUGUGGAAUGGUGA